UAUGAAUGAAGAGCAGUGAGCAUGUAAUCAGCGUUCAUUUCAGGCGUUUUGCGAAUCGCAUUGUCGGCGUUGGUCGAAUGGAUACCCCGUUUAUACAAGUUAUUUGGUUCGGCUCCCAAACUGGUCUACAGAACCCUGAAGCUCAGUCUCCAACCAGCAUUGGCACUUUGAAUCGUGGCGAAAUACUAAGUUGCAGUAGCUCAUCUACUGCUUUAUCCUUAAAACUUCCGUUCAUUUGCUUAGUCUACCAGAACGCACUGGGAACCUGAUUCCAAAGCUGAAGAUGAAAUGGCUGGAAAGACAUCGAACGUCUUGGCUGAACAGCUUCAGAAGACGAACUUAAAGAAUUACGCCAAGUAUCUCACGGAGCAUGGGGAAGACCCGCAGCAUUUCCCAGAACUCCGCGCCGACCAUGAUCUUUACUUUCAAUUUUGGGUGGGCCGUUACAGCGCAGCGCUUGGUCAGAAUGCUGUGUCGAAUCCACGGCCUCGCCGACUAUCCUUCCUUCCACUACUCGACCAACCUACUUCCGCCGCAGUUACGAUUCUAAACCUACUUGGUUAUACAUGCGAGCUCAGCGGUGAGAGCUUGAACAUAAUCAGGUUUCGGAACCAACCUUGUUCUGUGCUUCUGUGGAUCACGGGAUCCCCGUGGAAACCGCAAGACGCAAGCGAAGACCAUGCUUUAUGGAGGGAGCUCAGCCUACACACUCCUCGUAAUUCCAAGCAUCUACGUAUUCAGACUGCAAGCGACCUCUCCAAGCUUUUCGGAUACGUCGCGGCAUUCCAUGCCACAUUCGCCUCCAAUCACCUUGACGUAAACGCACGGAUCAAAGCAAGAAGAUCAAAACCUUUCAAUGAGAAGGAGGUACUCAAUUCGCUAUGCCAAUAUCGAUAUGAAAUGGGGCAGCCAGGAUCUUCGCGCUUUAUAGAAGCCGCACGGCAGGUUGAAAGAGGAUUCAUCCUUGAUGCUGUGGUAGAGAUGUUCGCGCCUCUCGUCGGUAUCGUGGCUCGCUUUAUUUCCGCGAAUACCGACUGUGUCGACUUUCACCAAAGGCAACCCAAAGGAGCGAACUUCCUGAACGGUGUGCAGAUCUGGCGCGCAAACGAUGUUCAAUCUCUUUCUCUCUUUUCACUCAGAACUUACGUGCUUGUAACUGGGUUAGAGAGUGACGAAGAAGAGGAAGAGGGGGGAGAAGACGAAGGUUUGCCGCGCUAUUUCUCCGAAUGGCUUCAAAAUCAUGGUCUCGAAGUGCCACCGGAGCUUCAUGGCCGCUACAAGAGCGCACUUCUGUAUGAUAUGGCAAGUCCAAGCGAGCGAUACGCACUCGUAUUCAGGAUUCGGAUCGAAAAAGAUCGUCAUAAGCAGGCGUUCAAAGAAAAGGUUGCGACAACAAAAGCACAGAACCAUUAUUGGGAGGGGAAGUAUUGUCCGCAGUCGAGAUAUGAGUUAAACGGCACUAGGAUGCGUCGUAAUGAGCGUUUAAAGAGAUGUAGAGAGAGGCGUUCGAAAUUGAGCACUUGUGUUACACACGAAAUCGAGGAAGAAUAGAGAAAGAGGGAAAUGGCCAAGGAGUCAAGGUCUGAUCAUUGAGUGUGCAUCAGUUCUAGGACCUUGGUCCAUGGGGAAGACGGCGAAUCAGAUGCCUGACGCGUACCAACAUCAACGAACUAUGCGACUUCUGUGUAAGCUUCCUCAAGGGUGCGUGACGUAGUUCUUUCUUCUAGAGAUAUAGAUGAAAGCAAAACAUUUGCGGUCUGCAUAGAAUUUCCCGAAGAGAACGUCAUAUAAUGCUUACCGAAUCCAGUUCACUCGCUCGGCCGUGAUUGUGUGCACGGUGAUACUGCGUGACAACAUGACGAGGCUGUACAUUUAGCUGGUUGCCUGAAGCUGCCGCAGCAGCAAGCCACGACAGCCUUCGUAGACAAGCGUCGACAAUCCCCUCUCGCCUUACACCGUCUUGUAAAUCGAAGUGCCUUA
Molecule: messenger RNA, 1980 nt
Organism: Boeremia exigua
Lineage: Eukaryota; Fungi; Ascomycota; Dothideomycetes; Pleosporales; Didymellaceae
Exons: 2
Coding region: 289-1551 (420 amino acids)
Source: RefSeq, a predicted model, not a curated record